CGCGAGCGAACAUGGAGGUUUAGUUAUCCGCUGGUAUCUGCUGGAGAAGGACGAGCAGCGAGCCGUGUUUUAUUUUCAGUUUUCCUUUGUUGUACUUUGUUUCUCUGCCCUCUGUUCGGGCCUCAGCAUGGACAUGAAGAAGAGGAUCAGCCUGGAGCUGAGGAACAGAAAACCCGCUGAGGUGGUGGCGCUGGUGGUGGAUAACUGUCGCUCCAGUGACGGGGAGGUCGAAAGCCUGACGGAUGAGUACACGGGGCUGGAGAUCCUCAGCAUGGUGAACGUCGGCCUUGCCUCGCUCUCCAAACUGCCCUCGCUGCCCAAACUACGCAAGCUGGAGCUGAGUGAUAACACCAUCUCAGGAGGUCUGGACACGCUGGCAGAGAAGUGUCCCAACCUGACGAACCUGAACCUGAGCGGGAACAAGAUCAAGGAGCUGAGCAGCAUCGAGGUUCUGCAAAACCUGAAGAACCUGAAGAGCCUGGACCUGUACAGCUGUGAAGUGUCCACGCUGGACGACUACAGGGAGGGCGUCUUCGAGCUGCUGCCUCAGCUCACCUAUCUGGACGGGUACGACCAGGAAGACAACGAGGUGCCCGACUCGGAGGCCGACAACGACGAUGACGACGAAGCCGGCCCACCUGGAGAUGACGACGAUGAGGAAGAAGAGGAUGAGGAGGAAGGCUCUGAAGGCGACGAGGACGAGGUCGGCCUGUCGUACCUGAUGAAGGAGGGAAUCCAGGAUGAGGAAGAUGAUGGAGACUAUGUUGAAGAGGAGGAGGACGAGGAGGAGGAGGAAGAGGAAGAUGGAGAUGUGGACGGAGCAGCUGUUCAGGGGGAGAAGAGGAAGAGAGACGCAGAGGAUGAAGGUGACGAUGACGAUGAUGAAUGAUCACCUUCACACGCUGUAACACCUGACCCUCCUCCCCCCCCCCCCCCCCCUCCCCCUCCCCCUCCUCCUCCUCCUCCGGUGACCUCUGACCCCGCCGGCCGGCUGCAGACUGACAGGUUCAGGAUCAGAAACAGAUCAGUACUGAUGAACAGGAAGUGUUUGUGUCUCUGUGUUGUGAUUGGACAACGGGGACAGCCAGAAAACUUUAUUUACAAACAGACGUUUAACAGUACUAGAAGUACUUUUACUGAAGUACAGAGUGCAGUAAUACUUACCACAAAGAUUCAGAUGCUUCAUUCAGUAAAACGACCUCGGAACUGCUUAAAUUACCAUAGUGACUGAAACACCGCCGCACGGUGACGGCAGCAGCGUUAGCAGAGUGGUCCACGCGUGAUGCGUUCAGUGUGCGGCGCGUUUAGAAGGGACAAACAUGGGUCUGAGCGUCCUGCGCAGGACGUUACUUAGCAACAUUAGCAUUGUGGCUAUGCUAGUGUCGCUAACAGUGGUUCUGUCUGAACUGCACGCUGACGUCUGAACAUCUUUCUCUGAUCUGAGGUCAGUUUGUUCUCGUUCAUCUGUCGGGCAGCAGUGAUUGGCUGAGCAGCUCAACUUCCUGUUUCAGCAGCAGGUGGGCGGAGUCAGACAGGUGCCUGCAGGAGCGUUUGACGACGUACAACUACACUACAGAGGAAAGUACCUCUGCAGAGUACUUUUACUUGUAACGCAGUAUGUUCAGUCUGUGGUGGUGUACUUUUUACUUCAGUCGGUUCUUCCUCCUCGGGUGUUUCAGGUGUCGGAUCUUUUAGUUUGAUUAUUGAUCUGAUUUUAAGGUUCAGUCCGAGUCACCUUUUCCCCCUCAGUCUCAAAGACUACAGUACCCAUGAUCCUCAGCAGCUGUUGCCAUGGAGACUUUCUUUUUCUUUUUUUCUAAAUUGAUCCAAAAUCCAGAAGUGAUUUAAAAGCUCUCUGAUUGGAUGACUGUGAGAUUUGUGUCUUUAUUUAUAAAGGACUGUUACUAUAGCGUCAGGCCCCCCCGCCCCCCACCUGUCGGUCUGCAGCUCCUCGGCCCGGCUCGGCCCGGUCUCUCUGGGUCCUGGUCUGUGUAAAUAGAAGUGGUCUCUGUAGGUUUCUGCCGUGUCGUCCUUGUCGACCCUGAAUGUUCCACCUGAAGCUCCUCCUCCUCCUCUGAGUUGAUUUUAUUUUUUUACCCCGUGUGCCGGUCGUGUCGCUGUAACGAGUUUUUCAAUAAAAACAGAUAAUUUUAA
Molecule: messenger RNA, 2154 nt
Organism: Micropterus dolomieu (smallmouth bass)
Lineage: Eukaryota; Metazoa; Chordata; Actinopteri; Centrarchiformes; Centrarchidae
Product: acidic leucine-rich nuclear phosphoprotein 32 family member E-like
Exons: 7
Coding region: 128-889 (253 amino acids)
Biological process (GO): regulation of apoptotic process
Cellular component (GO): nucleus
Molecular function (GO): histone binding; phosphatase inhibitor activity
Source: RefSeq, a predicted model, not a curated record